CAGUUGCCACUCUAAAAAGCGAAAGUUUGAACAACUGUGGUUAUAGCAUUUCCUAGCGCGUUAGUUGAACCCCGCCUAUUAUGCCGCCUAUUAUGCUCGCCUACCACGUGAUGGUUAAUACGUAUCAGUAUCAUGUCGAGCUGGGAGCAAUUGGUGGAUGAUGUUGGAAAUCGUUACGAUUUGUGUGAAGAGAACAUAGUGAUCGGAAGAGCAAGAGAAUGCAACAUCUCUCUCACUUCCAACAGGCUCGUUUCUGCUCGCCACUGUAGAAUAUUUAGAGACAGUGAAGGAAAAGUUUGGCUAACAGACACCAGCACGAAUGGCACGCUGGUGAAUGACAACAAGAUCACCAACGGACAGAAGGUACAGCUUUUCAGUGGUGAUGUCAUUAGAGUAGUUUUUAAGAGAGGCGAUGAUAGAAAUGUGACUUAUCGAUUUGAAGUUGUACAAGACCAAGAACAGACAUUGGAGAUGACACAGGAAUAUGAUGAAGAGGAAGAUGACACAAGCAUAACAAAAAAAAUACCUAAGCACAAUGUCCCUGAUCCUUCCAAUACUGACUGCUGCACAGAUGACGCUGCAGUUUUGGAUUGUACCGAACCUCUCGCUAAAGUUGCUCGUCUAGAUCAAUUAAUAGGUAAUCGUGUUGAUGCCAAGAACAAGUCUAACCCAACAAAAGAUGACAUGGAGGAAUCUCUCAUAUGUGGGAUAUGCAAGGAAAUACUACACAACUGUGUCAGCCUUCAGCCUUGCAUGCACGCUUUCUGUGCUGGUUGUUAUUCGAUGUGGAUGGAAAGAUCUACAGAUUGUCCACAAUGUAGAGGCAAGGUACAGAGAGUCAGCAAGAAUCACAUUGUCAACAACUUAGUCGAUGCUUAUCUCAAAAUCCAUCCAGAGAAGAAGCAAAGUGAUGAUGACUCGAAGGAGUUGGAUGCACAAAACAAAAUAACUGAAGAAAUGAUGUAUCCAAAAACUAAACGAGGUUGGUCAGAUGACGAAUAUCAUGAUAGUGAUGAGGACAGUGCAGAAGAUUCAGACACGCCUCUUGAUUCUGAUGACAGUUCAACUGCAGUUGCUGCUGUGAUUCCUAUCAGUCAGCCUCCUCCUAUGAAAUGUCGUCAAUGUCCAGGAUAUUCUGAUACAACAGUAACUUCAUCUGUAACUGCUUCAGACUCUAGCUCUUCUUCUAGUGCAGCUGUUAUUGCGAUCACUGCUCCACCAUACACUUGUAAUGUUCCAGCAAUUCACAUUAUCUGCCACUGCUGCAUGCAACCAAUGCCAAACUGUGCUGUUGUUAUGCCAGCAGACAGUGUAGUACCAAAACAAAAAUGUGAUGUCUGCUGUCAAUCCUACUGCCAUCUAUACUGGGGCUGUAAUGCUUUGAACUGCAGAGGUUGUUUGGGCCGUUUCUCUGAAAUUAAUCUAUCGGACACUCAUCUAAAUGGGAUUUUAAAUAAAGGCAACAUAUAUGAGUCAGAUGUACUAAAGGAUUGUCUGAAAGCGAAAGGGCUAACGAUACGCGAUGUAUUAAAAGAUUGUGCAGCCAAACUAGACAAUGGUGAAUACCAGAACAUAGGAGCUACACGAGUUCCACUUCGUUCCGAUACUACAAUCUGCUAUAGAUGCUGUCUGACAAAAUUUCAACAGCUCGUCUAUUUCUAUAGGAAAGAUCUUCCUGUAGAAGAUUUACCAAUCGAAGUGGUCAGUCGACCCGACUGUUACUGGGGCAAGAACUGCCGAACGCAAUACAACAAGCCACACCAUGCCAGACAUUUCAAUCACAUCUGUGAGCAAACUCGAUUCUGAUAAGAUGGCGCUAUGGUUGUUUGAACAUCUGAAGAGAUUUGCGUUAGUAGUUACUGUCAUGCAUAAAAUAGAUCUCAUGGGCAAUGUACAUAUGUUGCACUCAAACUAGUCGGACUGUAUCACAAGAUU
Molecule: messenger RNA, 1935 nt
Organism: Corticium candelabrum
Lineage: Eukaryota; Metazoa; Porifera; Homoscleromorpha; Homosclerophorida; Plakinidae
Product: E3 ubiquitin-protein ligase CHFR-like
Biological process (GO): mitotic cell cycle checkpoint signaling; protein ubiquitination; ubiquitin-dependent protein catabolic process
Cellular component (GO): nucleus
Molecular function (GO): ubiquitin-protein transferase activity; protein binding
Source: RefSeq, a predicted model, not a curated record